Messenger RNA from Gryllus bimaculatus (two-spotted cricket), 9476 nucleotides. Lineage: Eukaryota; Metazoa; Arthropoda; Insecta; Orthoptera; Gryllidae. The record is from the annotation of a GenBank genome assembly.
CGAGCGAACAAUAGCAGUACAGAGUGGACCGCGACGCCUGUCGGUGAUGGGAACGGUGCGUUAGCGUGUUGCUUUCAUGACUCGUCCAGUUGAACCAGAAACCAUAAACACAUGGUUAAAGUGCGCGUGAAGUUGUGUCUCCGUUUAAUCAGUGUGAAUGUGUACUGUCUAAUGUGUGCCCUUUGAGGAUAUUCCGGUUUUUUCGCCGCGCAACAUGUGGCGAAGCAAGGAUUAUUUUGUUUUGACGGCAUUCCUGCUUGUAAUCGUCUCGCAGACACAUUUAGUUGAAGGUUUUAUCUCGUGUUCGCCGAACCCUUGCAAGAAUGGCGGCGCCUGCGUGUCUUCGCCGCGCGGGGAGUCUUACUGCAACUGCACGACGAUGUACGUGGGCGAGUACUGCCAGCACCUGAACCCGUGCCACACGGGCCCGGCGCCGCGCUGCCAGAACGGCGGUUCGUGCGCCGUCAAGACGUCGCCCACCGCCUCGCCCACCUUCUCGUGCACCUGCCCCAUCGGCUUCUCGGCGUCGCUGUGCGAGAUCCCGGUGCCCAACUCGUGCAACUCGGACCCGUGCCUCAACGGCGGCUCGUGCGAGCUGCAGAGCCUCGACGCCUACACCUGCGCUUGCGUGCCCGGCUACACAGGCCAGCACUGCGAGCUGCAGAACCACUGCGCGUCGCAGCCGUGCCGCAACGGGGGCGAGUGCGCGUCCAUGGGCGACGCCUUCAAGUGCACGUGCCCGCCCGGCUUCACCGGCCGCACGUGCAACGAGGACGUGGUGGAGUGCGACAGCGACCCCUGCAAGCACGGCAAGUGCUACAACACCCACGGCUCCUACAAGUGCAUGUGUAAUCCUGGCUACACGGGGCAGAACUGCGACAGCAAGUACAUCCCGUGCGACCCGUCCCCGUGUCUCAACGACGGCUCCUGUCGCCAGGUGGACUCGCUGAGCUACGAGUGCCAGUGUCCUGUUGGUUUCCGCGGCAAAAACUGCGAAGAGAACAUCGACGACUGCCCGGGCAACCUGUGCCGCAACGGCGCGACGUGCGUGGACGACAUCAACCGCUACACGUGCCUGUGCCCGCCGUCGUUCACGGGCGAGCUGUGCCAGCAAGACGUGGACGAGUGCGCGCUGCGGCCGAGCGUGUGCCAGAACGGCGCCACCUGCACCAACACCCACGGCGGCUUCUCGUGCAUCUGCGUCAACGGCUGGACGGGCCCCACGUGCAGCAAGAACAUCGAUGACUGCGAGGGCGCCGCCUGCUUCAACGGCGCCACCUGCAUCGACCGCGUCGGCAGCUAUUACUGCCGCUGCACGCCGGGCAAGACAGGAUUGCUGUGCCAUCUGGACGACGCUUGCACUUCGAACCCGUGCCACGCCGACGCCAUCUGCGACACCUCUCCAAUCAACGGCUCGUACACAUGCUCGUGUGCUACCGGCUACAAAGGCGUCGACUGCAGCGAGGACAUCGACGAGUGCAAGGAAGGAUCACCGUGCGAGCACGAUGGGACGUGCGUCAACACGCCAGGCAGUUUCGCGUGCAACUGCACGCGUGGCUUCACGGGCCCCCGGUGCGAGACCAACGUGAACGAGUGCGAGUCGCACCCGUGCCAGAACGACGGCUCCUGCCUCGACGACCCCGGCACCUUCCGUUGCGUCUGCAUGCCAGGCUUCACUGGUACUCAGUGUGAAGUAGACAUUGAUGAAUGUGCUUCCAACCCAUGUCUGAAUGGCGGAAUAUGCAACGAUCUUAUCAACAACUUUACGUGUGUAUGUUCAAAAGGUUUCACGGGUAAUAGAUGCCAAAUAAACAUUGAUGAUUGUGUUAGCAGUCCCUGUAGAAAUGGAGGAGAAUGUCAUGAUGCUAUAGCUGGCUACACAUGUGAAUGCCCACCAGGAUUUACCGGCACAAACUGUGAAACUAAUAUCAACGAUUGCCAGAGUUCACCUUGUUAUUAUGGAGAAUGCAUUGACGGAGAAAAUCUAUUCACAUGCAAUUGUCAUGCUGGCUACACCGGAUACUUGUGUCAAACUCAAAUUAAUGAGUGCGAAAGUAAUCCUUGCCAGUAUGGAGGACGUUGUGAAGACCUUAUCAAUGGAUAUCAAUGUCGAUGUCUACCUGGCACUUCAGGACCCAAUUGUGAAAUUAACGUCAAUGAAUGUUACAGUAACCCAUGCAGAAACAGUGCUGAAUGUAUUGAUGGAAUAAACAAAUAUACCUGUCGGUGUAAACCAGGCUACACAGGCAUUCACUGUGAGACUAAUAUCAAUGAGUGUGCCAGCAAUCCUUGUGCCAAUGGAGGCAAAUGUAUAGAUAUGGAAGACGGUUAUCGUUGUGAUUGUCCACGAGGAUACUACGAUGCACGAUGCUUAAGUGAUGUAGAUGAAUGUAGCAGCAAUCCUUGUAUGAAUGGGGGCACUUGUGAAGAUGGAGUGAGCCAGUUCAUUUGUCACUGUAAACCAGGAUAUGGAGGGAAACGGUGUGAAUAUGAUGUGGAUGAAUGUGGUUCCAAUCCAUGUCAGCAUGGUGGAACAUGUUCUGAUCAUUUGAAUGCAUACUCUUGCCAAUGUAUUCCUGGUUAUACUGGAGUUAAUUGUGAAACUAAUAUUGAUGACUGUGCUUCUAAUCCUUGCAAGAAUGGUGGCUCCUGUAUCGAUGAUGUGAAUGAUUACAAGUGUGUGUGUGAACUGCCUCAUACAGGUCGAAAUUGUGAAGACAAAUUGGAUCCAUGCUCUCCAAACAGGUGUAAACAUGGAGCCCGUUGCUCUCCAUCAAGCAAUUUCCUGGACUUUGCUUGUACAUGUGGUAUUGGUUACAUGGGAAGAUUAUGUGAUGAUGAUGUUGAUGAAUGUAAGGUUUCUGAACCAUGUAGAAAUGGUGCAACGUGCCGCAAUACAAACGGUUCAUAUCACUGUAUCUGUGCCAAAGGCUAUGAAGGACGAGACUGUGUGAACAAUACAGAUGAUUGUGCAUCAUUUCCAUGUCAAAAUGGAGGAACCUGCCUUGAUGGAAUUGGUGAUUAUGAGUGCCUUUGUGUGGAAGGAUUCUCGGGAAAACAUUGUGAAGUUGAUGUUGAUGAAUGUGAAUCUAAUCCUUGUCAGAAUGGAGCUACAUGUAACCAGUAUGUCAACUCUUAUACCUGUACCUGUCCUUUGGGAUUUUCUGGAAUUAAUUGUCAAACAAAUGACAAGGAUUGUACUGUCAGUAGUUGCAUGUAUGGUGGUACAUGUGUUGAUGGCAUCAAUAACUACACAUGUGUUUGCCCAGCAGGAUAUACUGGCUCUAACUGUCAGUAUCGUAUCAAUGAAUGUGACAGUCUCCCUUGCUUGAAUGGUGCAACAUGCCAUGAUCAUGUUAAAUACUACACUUGCCAUUGUCCAUACGGAUUUACUGGCAAACAGUGUGAACAAUUUGUUGAUUGGUGUAGCACAAAUCCAUGUAUGAAUCAAGCUACAUGCAAACAAACUAAAAACACCUAUCAGUGUAUUUGUGCACCUGGAUGGACAGGAAAAGUAUGUGAUGUGGAAAUGGUUUCGUGUAAGGAUGCUGCAAUUCGGAAAGGUGUGGCUCGAGAAGAAUUGUGCAACAAUGGUUCGUGUGAAGAUAUAGGAAAUAGUCACAGAUGUCAUUGCCAAGAAGGUUACUCUGGCAGUUACUGUCAGGAGGAAAUUAAUGAAUGUGAGUCAGCUCCUUGUCAAAAUGGAGCUACAUGUCGAGAUCUUAUUGGCUCCUAUUCAUGUCAGUGCACAACAGGAUUCCAAGGGCAAAAUUGUGAACUAAAUGUGGAUGAUUGUCAGCCUAACCCAUGCCAGAAUGGUGGUAUAUGUCAUGAUUUAAUCAAUAGUUUCAGCUGCUCAUGCCCACAUGGUACUUUGGGCAUCAUCUGUGAAAUCAAUGAAAAUGACUGUGUUCAAGGAGCAUGUCAUAAUGGAGGAACAUGCAUAGAUCGUGUUGGUGGAUUUGAGUGUUCAUGUCCUCCAGGCUUUGUGGGACCUCGUUGUGAGGGUGACAUUAAUGAAUGUUUAUCAAAUCCAUGCUCCAGUUACGGUACCCAAGAUUGUGUUCAACUUGUCAACAAUUACCACUGCAAUUGUAAACCUGGUUACAUGGGUCGUCAUUGUGAAUCCAAAGUCAAUUUUUGUGACAGCUCUCCCUGUCAGAAUGGAGGAAUGUGCAACGGACAAGAUGUUGGUCACUUAUGCACCUGUCCUGAUGGGUUUUAUGGAAAGAACUGUGAAUUCAAAGGCUUUGACUGUGACUCGAAUCCUUGCCAAAAUGGUGGAGUUUGCACACUUAUUGAUGGAGGUGGUUAUCGUUGUGAAUGCCCAUCUGGAACACGAGGCACCCAUUGUGAGCUUGACUCUUGGAAUGAAUGUAGUAGUAUGCCAUGUGAACAUAAUGGUACGUGUCAGGACCAAAUUGGAGAUUAUGUGUGCAUAUGUCCACCAAAGUGGAAUGGAAAGAAUUGUAAUAGGUAUGACCAAAGUUUCCGUGGAGGAUACCCUCAUAAUACCAGCAGAAAAAUCUACGACACUGCAGUAGAAAUGAGUAAAUGCAUUGAGAAUAAAUGCCGAGAGAAAUCUGGAAAUUUCCGAUGUGAUUCAGAGUGUAAUACUUUUGCUUGCAAUUUCGAUGGAGGAGAUUGUUCUCUUGGGAUUAAUCCUUGGAGGAACUGCACAGCAAGUAUAAAUUGCUGGGAAUUGUUCCAAAAUGGAGUCUGCGAUGAACAGUGUAAUAAUGCUCAAUGUUUGUUUGAUGGACGAGAUUGUGAAGGACCUUUGAAUUCUUGCAAUCCCAUCUAUAAUGCCUACUGUGAGGAGCAUUAUGCAAAUGGACAUUGUGAUUAUGGUUGUAAUAACGAAGAGUGCAACUGGGAUGGCCUGGAUUGUGAGAAACAACCAGAGGCCAUGUUAGCUGAUGGUGUGAUGUCCGUUGUAGUCCUUCUUGAUAUGCGAACGUUUUUAGAUAAAUUAGUUUCAUUUUUAAGAGAGGUUGGCAGCAUUCUGAGAACAAAUGUGCGUGUGAAGAAAGACUCACAGGGAAAGGACAUGAUAUAUCCCUGGCGUCUAGGAAGUGAAGGUUUGUUAACUUUGGACGGACACAGAAAUGAAGUAUCUAAAUCAUUUACUUAUCACUCCGGAACAUCAGGUGUUGUUGUUUAUUUGGAGUUGGAUAACUUCAAAUGCACUCUUGCAGAAGGCAAAGAAUGCUUCCCCUCAGCUAAUGAAGCUGCCAACUACCUGGCUGGAAUAGCUGCUCGUCGGUCUAUGUCUACUGUGUUUCCAAUUCAUCGCGUCCAAGGAGAAGUGGAACCGCCUUAUGAUCCGGAUGAAACUGGAGCGAAUAUCAAAUACGUUUUUAUAGGUGUGAUAAUAGUAGUCGUGGCAGUUUGCUUGAUUGGAGUUAUUGUUACCGCCCAACGGAAACGAGCAGCAGGCAUCACAUGGUUUCCCGAGGGAUUUUUGAGGAACAACAGUGGUCAGAGACGACCUUCUCGACGCAGAGGUCCAGAUGGCCAGGAGAUGCGCAACCUCAACCAGCAACCAUCUGUGGGCUGCAUCGAUAUGGAUCUACCACCUCACGGGAUUACGGAACAUCAUGGUCCUGGUCAGCACUGGUCGGAUAGUGAAUCUGAUCUUCCGCCUCCCAAAAGAAUUCGAGCCUGUGAAGCUGGCUACGCGAGUGACCAUACUGCCAUUACCGACUAUGAAGAAGGAGAACCUCGAGCCUGGACUCAACAACAUCUCGAAGCUGCUGAUAUUCGGCCAAGACCUGAUCCAGCUAUUCUUACUCCACCGAGCUUGGAUGGCAACCAUGACAUUGAUGCCCGUGGUCCUUGUGGAAUGACUCCACUCAUGGUAGCUGCUGUGCGAGGUGGUGGUAUUGAUACUGGUGAAGAUGAAGAAGAAGAUAGUGCAGCUGCUGCCAUUGCUGAUCUUGUUGCCCAAGGAGCUGAACUUAACGCUACUAUGGACAAAACUGGAGAAACAUCUUUGCAUCUUGCAGCAAGAUACGCUCGUGCUGAUGCAGCUAAAAGGCUACUCGAUGCUGGUGCUGAUGCUAAUUCACAAGAUAACACAGGACGGACACCACUGCAUGCGGCAGUUGCAGCAGAUGCAAUGGGUGUCUUCCAGAUUUUACUUCGAAAUCGAGCUACAAACUUGAAUGCUCGAAUGCAUGAUGGAACUACUCCAUUAAUUUUAGCAGCAAGAUUAGCAAUUGAAGGGAUGGUAGAAGAUUUAAUUAAUGCUGAUGCAGACAUCAAUGCUGCUGAUAAUUCAGGCAAAACAGCUUUGCAUUGGGCUGCAGCUGUUAACAAUGUAGAUGCUGUUAACAUUCUACUUGCUCAUGGUGCUAACAGAGAUGCUCAGGAUGAUAAGGAUGAGACACCCCUCUUUUUGGCUGCAAGAGAGGGCAGUUUUGAAGCAUGUAAAGCUCUUCUGGAUAACUUUGCGAACCGAGAAAUUUCUGAUCAUAUGGACAGGCUACCCAGAGACGUUGCUGGGGAAAGACUGCAUCACGACAUUGUGAGGUUACUGGAUGAACAUGUGCCUCGCAGCCCACAGAUGGUGACCUCUGUAAUAUCCAAUGGUCCAAUCAUUGGUUCUCCAAACCACCAUCAUCUUAUCACUCAUCCAACUGUUAUUGGGGCAGGAACAAAACCAUCAAAAUCAAAGAAGCGUCAGAAGAGUAACAACAAUAACAAUGGGCCAGGUGUUCCCAACAGCAAUUCACCCACCAGCCCAGAUGUGGAGGGGGCUACAGGUUGUGUUAGAAGGAAACCAAGUGUCAAGAAGAGUAGCAGUAAGAAGCCUGUCGCUCAGGCUCCUGUGGAGCCACCCCACGGUGUGCAGAGUGUGGAAAGUGUGGCAUCCAGUUUGUCUCCUGUGAAUUCUCUUGAAUCCCCUCACACCGUAGGAAGCAUGAGUACCACAGACGGCACUCCCAGUCCCUACGACAGCUCUCUGUACAGUAACGGUGGUCUGUCAUUAGCCCAAUUGCAUCAUUCUGGGCUGGAGGGUAAUGGGAUGAUCCCUACCACCAAACAACCUCCUUCAUAUGAGGACUGUAUGAAAGGUGCUCCAUCUUUGCAGAGUAUUCAUAAUCUAGGAUUAGAGCCUUAUGGGAGUGGCAACUUUGUCAGUGGACUGGCUUCAUUUCAUGAUCAAGCACUUUCUCAACAUCAAAGACAGACAUCAUUACCUUUAACUAUUCCUACCCAAAGCCAGAUGCAGACACAAAUGCAAGCUCAUCCUAACACACUCUCUCCUCCAUAUAGUAAUCAACAAUCUCCACCCCACAGCGUGAAUUCAAAUCUUACGCUCUCACCUCCCCAGAGUUAUAUGGGUUCUCCCUCUCCAGCUAAAUCUCGGCCAUCCUUGCCUACAUCUCCCACUCACAUUGCUGCAAUGAGGGCAGCAACUCAACAAAAGCAUGGUUCUAUGCAUCAGCAGCCAUCUCAAACCAUGUCAAGCAUGGGCUACAAUCUUCCUACCGCAGAAAUGGCUUCAAUGGGAUAUGGCAGUACUGUUCAGCAGCAGCAGCAACAGCAACAACAGCAGCAGCAGCAGCAGCAACAGCAACAACAACAGCAGCAACAACAACAGCAGCAGCAGCAGCAGCAACAACAGCAACAGAUGGGCAAUGCUCAACAAAGCCAGUACUAUCACUUCCUCACUCCGCCAUCCCAACAUUCACAGAAUCCUGAGGUGACUCCUCAGCGUUAUAUAUUUCAUGAAACCUUCCCUACCCCAUCACCGGAGAGUCCUCCCGACUGGUCAUCAUCAUCUCCUCAUUCCAAUUCAGACUGGUCAGAAGGUAUCCAUAGCCCUGUAGCAAAUGCAUAUGCAACAGGUCCUGGUCAACACCAGAAGCAAGCAGAAGCCAUUUAUAUUUAGUGAAAGUUGUGUGUGUUCUUGAAUAGAGAGUAUAACUUCUUUGAAAACAACAACACACUCACAAACUUCAUUCGAAACAUUUUUGUGAUGAACAUUGAAACAAAACUUGUUUUUUCUUGGUUUUCAAGAUUAAACAUAUUGUGGAUUUUAUUGUAGUUUUAUCUACUAGAACACUAUUCACUGAUGUUCUUAGUUGGAUAAAAUAUGGGAACAAGACUGGGACCUGACUAAUUUUAGUAGGUAUCUUACAUAGCUGGUGUUAAGGGUCCAAGUAAAUGUAAAUUAUAUUUUUUGUGGUUUUUAUGAGACCAGAGAAUCUUAUUUUGUAUAGUUUUAAACAAUUCAUUUCUAUGUCUGUACAAAACGAGUUUGCCAAAAUUGUAGAGACCGUGAAUGUAUUGGUCACCAUCAAUGACAAUGAAGUAAUUUUCUUUUAGAGACUUGUGGAAAUAGAUAAUCUCAUUUAUCAUCUUAAAACAAAAAGAUACUCCUUUUUUGUCAUUCUAGAAUUCACGGUUACUAACAAUACGUAGUGCCUUGAAGAAGAAGAAAUAGCAAAUAAAAUGUGUGCCUUAGUAACUUGCCAUGACUAUCGUGUAUAAUUUGAAAUUAAAUGAGGUGCCUUGAACAGUUUUUCAUGUGAGCAUUUUUUCAAGAAGACAAGUGAAAGUGGGUGUAUAAAAGAUAUACUGUGUGAAUAAAUUAUUAGACAAGAUGUUUUCUUAUGUGUGUAGAAAGAUAGUGUACUGUGAAAAGUGUAUCGUGAAUUUUUUUAUAUUAUCAUACAUGCAUAAGAACUACAGUGACUGUUGGAGAGUUUGUUAGAUAGUUUCUGUUAUAUGAACUUUGUAAAUAGUUUUUAUUUUGUGUACAAAAUUUUAGAAGUAUAGUCUUCGUUUUAGUAAUACUAAAGGACUCAGCAUACCACAUAUAGUUGGCAGCCUGUACUUACUUGUUAUGGGCUGGUAUGCAUAUACAUAUACAAUUUAUGUUUUAGUUACUAUAGUUUAGGAUGUAUUUUAGGUUUAAGAUUUGAAGCCCAAGGUGUUCGAGAAUGUGCAAAAUGAGAAGAAAACAAGAUCUGUUUGAUUUGAUGAACAAUGUUUGAUCAAGAUUUGAUGAACAGUGUGUGUUCAGAAAGCAUAGCAAGACAGAACACAAAUUCCUCAAUAUGUUUUAAUAAAACACACCUUUUGUGUUCUGUAAAAAACAUAUUUGUAUUUUGCUUGAAAUUCAAUGUACUUUUGUUUAUAUUACUUCAUGUAAGAAAAAACAAUGUUCCUGGAAAAUUUUAUAUAACAUGAUCUUUCAUGUUAUGUAAAUAACAUGACAAUACACAAGGAAGGUAAUUAAAAUUAAAGAAAAAUUGACAAUGUGAUAAAUUUGAUGUUAAACAUUUUAUUCAUUUGGUUUUAAUUGAAGAUUUGUACAUAUUCCUGUAAGUGUAUUCUCAGAUUUUAUUUCUCGAGCAGUGUUGAAAAACAAUUUUUGUCUAAAAUUGUGUUAAAUAAACAUUUAUGUAAAACAGUGCAUCUUGUUAUAUGCAGUGUUUAACUUAUGCAAGAAUAAAUCUUUU